Molecule: messenger RNA, 681 nt
Organism: Diversispora eburnea
Lineage: Eukaryota; Fungi; Glomeromycota; Glomeromycetes; Diversisporales; Diversisporaceae
Source: the annotation of a GenBank genome assembly
AUGUCUGAAUACACAAUCCGUAGAAAUGAAAGAACUGGUACUAUUAUCUCACCUUUCCAUGAUAUUCCAUUAUUUGCAAAUGAAAGCAAAACUGUCUUGAAUUUUAUUGUGGAAAUUCCUAGGUGGACAAAUGCUAAAAUGGAGAUUUCCAAAGAUGAACCAUUUAAUCCAAUAAAACAAGAUAUAAAAAAAGGAAAACUUCGUUAUGUCCGCAAUUGUUUUCCACAUCAUGGAUAUAUUUGGAAUUAUGGAGCUUUCCCUCAAACAUGGGAAGAUCCAACUCAAACACAUACUGAAACAAAAGCUAAAGGUGAUAAUGAUCCACUUGAUGUAUGUGAAAUUGGUGAACAAGUAGGUUACACUGGUCAAGUUAAACAAGUUAAAGUUCUUGGUAUUAUGGCUCUUUUGGAUGAAGGCGAAGCAAAAAAUAAAAAAUAUGCUACCGAAAUUAUUCAUGAAACUCAUGAAGCUUGGCGUCGUAUAAUUAAUGGACACAUUCCUUGCAAGACAGAAAAAUAUGAUCUUUCUAUUUACAACUUGACGAAUGACGCAAGUUCUGGUAAAAUAACUCCGGAUAAUCCCAUUUAUCAAGCUAUUCGUCAAGAUGAAAUUUUAAAACCUGCUCCAAUUGACCCAUCCAUUGACAAAUGGUUCUUUAUCUCUGGUACUUCUAAUAUGUAA